Oryzias melastigma (Indian medaka) is the source of this 994-nucleotide messenger RNA. RefSeq names its product zinc metalloproteinase nas-4. Gene Ontology annotation, biological process: proteolysis. The transcript has 10 exons. The record is from RefSeq and is a predicted model, not a curated record. Gene Ontology annotation, molecular function: metalloendopeptidase activity; zinc ion binding. NCBI's taxonomy places the organism in Eukaryota, Metazoa, Chordata, Actinopteri, Beloniformes, Adrianichthyidae. Bases 106 to 882 code for a protein of 258 amino acids.
UGGGCGGAUCCAGGCUCUCCGUCAGGUGGGAGGAGUCUACCUGCCCACAGGUGAUUUCAUUCAGCCUGACUGCAGGAGCUGCAGACCUGAGGUUCAGAGGACGUCAUGCUGCUCCAGCUCCUUCUGCUGCUCUUGUUGGCUGAAGCCAUGAGGAACGUGAACUCUGGUCCUUUGAAAGGAGCCAAAAAAGUUUCACACUCCAAAGAAGAGCUGAAGAAGCAGCACGACCCCGAGACCCUGGAAGAGAUGCUGAAUGAAGAUUAUGCUUUGGUGGAGGGAGACAUUCUGCUGAAGAACAGCAGGAACGUGGUGGGGAACCGCUGGCCGAUGCUGUCCAUCCCGUAUGACAUCAGCCCAGAAAUCAACGGUCGGACCCGUGACAUCCUGGCUGCCAUGGCGAUGGUGUCGGAUCACACCUGCCUGUCUUUCCACAGGAGGAACGACAGCCAGCACGACUACAUUUUCUUCAAAAUCGGCCACGGAUGUGCGUCCUAUGUGGGCUUCCGGGGCGGGGCGCAGAACGUGUUCGUGGCGCCCGAGUGCUCGGUGGGGAACAUCGCCCACGAGAUCCUGCACACGCUGGGCUUCCAGCACGAACACACCCGGAUGGACCGCGAGAAGUACAUCACCAUCCUCACCCAAAACAUCAUAUCCGGGAUGGAGAACAACUUCCAGACGUAUAACGGAGAGACGUUCAACCUGCAGUACGACUACGCCUCCAUCAUGCACUACGGCCGGAAAUUCUUCUCCUCUAACGGAGAGCCCACCAUCGUCCCGAACAAAGACGUGGAGGACAUGGGCCAGAGGACCAGGCUGACGCCGUCCGACAUCCAGAGGGUUCUGCUUCUGUACGGCUGCGAUUCCCUGAAAGAAAAGAGCUGAUCGUGCAGUUCGUGGAUCCACCUGCAGGCGGCGCCGCAGCACCAGUUUUAAAUCCACUCGGAGCUUGAGUGGAGUUGAUGCCGAUCAAUUAAAGUCACUUUUAGACACUUGA